Messenger RNA from Acipenser ruthenus (sterlet), 648 nucleotides. RefSeq names its product nuclear receptor ROR-alpha B-like. The record is from RefSeq and is a predicted model, not a curated record. Gene Ontology annotation, molecular function: RNA polymerase II cis-regulatory region sequence-specific DNA binding; nuclear receptor activity; zinc ion binding. Gene Ontology annotation, cellular component: nucleus. Gene Ontology annotation, biological process: regulation of transcription by RNA polymerase II. The transcript has 6 exons. Lineage: Eukaryota; Metazoa; Chordata; Actinopteri; Acipenseriformes; Acipenseridae. Bases 10 to 648 code for a protein of 212 amino acids.
GGAAAGAAAAUGGAAAAUGAAGAUUCAAGUAACGUGACGGAGAGUUCUAGCGUCAGUGCUGACGAGACGGAUACAGUCAAAACAGGGAAGAAGACGAGCCACCCGUCUCAAAUCGAGGUGAUCCCCUGCAAAAUCUGCGGGGACAAGUCUUCGGGGGUGCACUAUGGUGUGAUCACGUGUGAGGGGUGCAAGGGUUUUUUCCGGCGCAGUCAGCAGGCCAGCGUGUCGUACUCCUGCUCCCGGCAGAAGAGCUGUGUGAUCGACCGGACGAGCCGAAACCGCUGCCAGCACUGCCGACUGCAGAAGUGUGUGGCAACCGGGAUGUCCCGGGACGCGGUGAAGUUCGGACGCAUGUCUAAGCGUCAGCGAGAGAGCCUGUUCGCGGAGGUGGAGCGAGUCAAACAGCAGCAGCAGAACCUGCAGCAGGAGCACCACAGCCCAGGGGAGGCAGACGCCCUCGUCACCUUCCCCAGCAAAGACCUCCUCAACGGGCAGGGCCGGCUGGGCGAGCCCCAGGAUCCGGCCUACCCCUUCGGCAAAUCCUCCCAGGCGGAACCCAAGCCGUACCCCAGCGAGGAGGAAGAGGAGGGGAAGGGGAAGGGGAGGGGAAAGGGGAGGGGGGCGGAUUCACUGACUGCACAGAGAUGA